Ipomoea triloba (trilobed morning glory) is the source of this 690-nucleotide messenger RNA. RefSeq names its product heavy metal-associated isoprenylated plant protein 7-like. NCBI's taxonomy places the organism in Eukaryota, Viridiplantae, Streptophyta, Magnoliopsida, Solanales, Convolvulaceae. The record is from RefSeq and is a predicted model, not a curated record. The transcript has 5 exons. Bases 1 to 690 code for a protein of 229 amino acids. Gene Ontology annotation, molecular function: metal ion binding.
AUGGGGAAGGGAAACAAAAGUGAAGAAGGGUCAAAUGAGCAGAACCCAGGAGGGAUAAUUAUCUUGGGAGUCUACAUUCAUUGCAAAGGCUGUGCAGAAACUGUCAGAGACUCACUCAUUGGUUUUUAUGGCGUGGAAGGAAUUGAAAUUGAUGAGAGUAAUCACAGAGCAACUGUGAAAGGGAAGAAUGCAGACCCAAUCAUGGUGACAGAGAGGCUAAGGAAGAAGACUGAGAAAUAUGUGGAGCUCAUAUUUCCUAUUCCAAAGCCCAAGAAAGAACCCAAGAAAGAACCUAAAAAAGAAGAGCCAAAGGUGAUUGAGGUUAUAUUGAAAAUAUAUAUGCACUGUGAAGCAUGUGCUAAGGAAGUGAAGCACUGUAUCCACAAAUUGCCAGGGGUACAAACAGUGGAUUCAGACAUGGAGAGCAACACAGUAAGAGUGAAGGGCAACAUGAGUCCUGAAAGCCUAGUGGAGUUCAUCAGCCAAAGGGCAGGGAGGCAUGCUCAGGUUCUCAAAGUGAAUAAAGUUGUAAGCCAGAAGAAAGAUAACAAAGAUCAUGGAGAAACGCCGCCGGAUUCCAACAAAAAGGGUGGCGCCGCCGCCGCCGUUUACAAAGGCUACACUCAUGAACUCCUCCAUGCCCCCCAACUCUUCAGUGACGAAAAUCCCAAUGCUUGCUCCAUUGUAUGA